AUGAAUGACCAACCCCAAUCCCCUCCAAAACGCAUCACACGCGCCCGAGCGGCUGCGAAGACCACUGAUGCUGGCGUCAAGACCACCAGGAUCGCAACUGCCUCCGCAAAGGCCAAACUUAUUAGAACCACUUCCGUUUCCGCGUCUACUUCCACCUCCAGGGCCAAACGAAAGACUCGAGCCGACGAUGUACAAGAACAUGAGGAAGAACAUGGCGAUAUGGACGAAUUAGCCCAACCACAACCCACGCGGACAACUCGAGGAAGGCCCAAGAAGGUCGCUGUUGGUCCUGAACUUGGGAAACGGAAGGAAGAGAUACCGACUGUGGUGAGGCCGACCAGAGGAAGACCAAAAAAGCCCCUAGUAGACGUGCCCGCAUCCGAGCCCCCUAGGUCCACGAGAGGUCGGCCCAAGAAAAUCGAUGCGCCCGCGGAGGAAGCUAUUGUUGUCGAGGAGCCACCGAAGAGAGCCAUCCGCACUCGAGCUGCUACAGUUACAAAAGCUCCGGCUCGGAAGAAGACAGUCAAAUUUGACGAGCCUGAUAAGGAGAACAUGGUCCCACCCGCACCCAAUACCGAGGGGAAGGCCAACGGUGCGCAAACUGCCACAGGUCUUCGAGCAAGGCCCAUGCGAAAGGCUACGGUUACCGCAACUCGAGCCACUCGUGGGCAGGCAAAAGCUUUGGAAGAGGAACCUGAAAAAUCGUCGCCGCUCAGUCCAAAGAAGGCAACACAAAUAGCAACCGCAAAACAGAAAGCCUCAGAUGAUGAAUUGGCAACGGACGAGAACGCCCCGAUGAUGCCCCUCAUGAAGAGCCCCGUUAAGCCCCCUGGAAGCAUUUUUGGUGUAUCAAAGAAGCUGGAGUUCUCAAACUCGCUCAGCACCCACACAGCCAUGGCUCCAGCUACUCAACAUCUUGGAGGUUCUAUGAUGAGUAGCCCAGCCCGGCGUCCACCCCCAUCCCCAUUCAAAGAUUCCUUGAGAGAAUCACCGCAAAAAAUGACCCUUGGGGAUAGCAUGAUCCCACCCCCCUUCAAGCCAUCGCUUCCAGCUCCAUCAAUGGCAACAAAUUCGGCGUUCAAGGCGUCCCUGCUUCAAUCCCCGGCCCGACGACCGCAAUCUCCAAUAAAAACCACUGAAGCUGGCUCCCCAAGUAGGUCGGGGAAUUCCAACCCGUUCCUUGCUGCAACACCCAAAGCAGGUACCUUUAAGAUGUCGAGAUUUACAACUCCAAGAACCGUUAACAAAAGUGCCCUCCGUGCCAACCAGAUGGGCCCUCCCCCGAGCGGCCUCAAAGUUGCCUCUGACAGGAACCUUGCAACCGAUUAUCAAUCAACUCUCCCAGUGGCAUCCCCUUCAAGGAUGCAAUUUUCUGGCCGGCUUUCGUCGAUCGUGCCUCGUGAAGCCGACCCCGCCUUCGCGGCAUCCGCAUCAGCCGUCAAGGCAGCUGAAAGUCAUUAUGCGGAGAACGAGCCGGCUAGUGAAGCUAUGAAUGUGGGCAAUACGGAAUCUGUUGCUGCCGAGGAGUCUAUGAAAACCCAAGACAUCUUAUCACCCAUCGCCCCAUCAGGGUACACUAGUGGUGCAUUUAACCUCCGCAGUGAGAGUGACAACCCAUUCCCGGACUCGGAUUCCGAGGAUGAGCUCACUUCAAGCCCUUGCAAUUAUUCUACUCGUCGCUUGGAGACAUUCAAGCCUUCAUCUCCCAGCUUUACCUCCUCGCCAUCCAUACCAACGCCUUGUAUGGCGAUCCAUAAGACACCAAAGGCAGCAAAAGCUCAACAAGGCCUCGAUGACUUGCAAUCCUACCCAGCAGUAACUAUUGGAUUUACGCCAUUAGCGCAGCAACUAAACGAUUGGAUGACUUCCACUCCUGAUAAGCCAGAGGCGGCCAAUUUAGGAGCUGGUUCAACGGCACCCACGUAUGCAAAGAUUCAGCGCCUGUCUACCGAAACAGAAUCCACGUCUCCCUCUUCGACUAUCAAGAAUAAUUUCUUCGACGAUGAGAUGUCCGUCCGAGAGGAGGUGCUAGGAGAUGGAUUUCUUGCGACAUCAGAAACCCGCUUACCGGAACAGAGAAUAGACGAAGUAGAUCUCAGCUCAGCCGAGUUGGACGAAGAGGACCUAGCUCUCGCCCACGAGGCUGAUGACAUGUCUCUUGUUGAGCUUGAUGAUGUUGAGCUUGAUGAUCACCUAGGCCCCGAUGCGAAAAUUGCUGAGCCUGCUAUGUCAGAGGCUAGUCAGGAAUAUGGCGAUGAGAACGAAAUCCCAAUUGACCCAGCGUUAAUGGCACCCCCUCUACCACCAGUCCCAACUCCCCCUUCCUUCGCAACUCCAAAACGCAUCUUGUCUGAAAGGGUAUGCCAUACCGUGUCCAAGGUACCCCUCAAGCCUGCGGCAGAAAUCACCCGAAUCAGACCGUCACCUAAGAAACGGAGCCUAAGUAUUUCGCGCCCCCCCGUUCAGAGGCCGUCAAGCACGUUACAGAGAAAUAACACAGUUAUUUCGUACUCUCCUUCGAAGGGAAAACUUCGAACUCCAGCCAAAACUCCAAGUCGGGAAGUUGCUAUGGCUGGUGUCUCUUCGAGUCAAGAAAAUGAUGAUGCAGCUUUGUGGUCAACACUUGGUACUCCAGCUCGGACUCCUCGCCGUGAUGUAAAUAUUGCUCUUUUGAGUGGCGCUGUAGUGUUUGUGGACGUUCAUACCACAGAAGGGGCCGAUGCAAGUGUAUUAUUUACUGAGCUGCUCACGCAGAUGGGGGCUCGUUGUGUGAAGACCUGGAAUUGGAGCGGAAAGGGCGAUGAUAGAGCUAAGAUAGGUAUCACUCACAUCGUUUUCAAGGAUGGUGGAAGGAAAACUCUCCAGAAAGCCCGGGAAGCUGGUAGCGUUGUGUCUUGUGUUGGAGUUGGAUGGGUACUAGACUGCGAGCGCGAGAACAAAUGGCUUGACGAAAGUCCUUAUGCAAUCGACACUGCUCUUGUUCCUCGCGGAGGGCAUCGCAGACGUAGGAGCAUGGAGCCGCAAAUCCUUGCCAAUUUGAACGGGACGCUUGUUCCAUCUUCCUCUGCAACGCCAGCUCGCAAUUAUAGCGCGUCUCCCUCCAGAGAAUCUCUGGGCCUUCCCGGGACACCUUUUACCUCAAAGUCCAGACGACGUGACUCUGUCCAAUGGGUUCGCUCGUCUCCCUUUUCACCAGAUGACGAGCAGGAGGCGGACGACCAAACACUACUUCUCUCCCCUGUUCCAGUAACCCCGGCUCCAGAAGCCAUCUCCGCUUAUGCUGAGCACGGACUUUAUGGAGAUGAGACACCAGCUUGUCAGACACCAUGCUUCUUGCAAAAGGAGCAGUUGAUGCAACAAACGGCCCCACCUGCCAAAGGCAGGUUCAUCCAAGCUGAUGAUGAGGAUGCUGAUGAUGACAAUGGCGUGGCGAGAGGUAUCUUGAGUGAGAAGAAGGAUGAGAGUGUUAUGAUGAGAUUAAUGGCUGCAAGAAGAAAGAGCCUGCAAUGGGCACCAAAGGUUGGCAGUCCGCUUGCGAGAGGUGCAGCUUGGUAG
Molecule: messenger RNA, 3555 nt
Organism: Venustampulla echinocandica
Lineage: Eukaryota; Fungi; Ascomycota; Leotiomycetes; Helotiales; Pleuroascaceae
Exons: 2
Coding region: 1-3555 (1184 amino acids)
Biological process (GO): mitotic cell cycle
Source: RefSeq, a predicted model, not a curated record